Messenger RNA from Erpetoichthys calabaricus (reedfish), 1614 nucleotides. RefSeq lists its product as uncharacterized. The record is from RefSeq and is a predicted model, not a curated record. Bases 1 to 1089 code for a protein of 362 amino acids. Lineage: Eukaryota; Metazoa; Chordata; Cladistia; Polypteriformes; Polypteridae. The transcript has 7 exons.
AUGCUUGCUAAAGUUCAGUUUUGGAACUCCAAAAAAUUCAUCAAGCUUCAAGAUGGAUUUACAUAUGUGGACUUCAUAAAUGAAGUUCACAAUAAAUUUGGACUGCCUUCAGGGACAGCUCUUUGUAUUUAUGAUGACACUGAAACUGAAAUUGAGGAGGACAUUUUACAUGAUUUACUUCAAGCAAAACCUGCCAUGAUGUUAACAGUCAGAGACAACAAUACUGUUGUUUUGAAGGUUGUCCUUGCUGCCUUAAACCACAAAGCCGGUGGCGAUGCCAUACUUGCUGAGUACAGGUCCAAAAACAUUCUGACAAGUGAAACAAGGCGUGUUCUUGUCAACAUACUGAUUGGACACAUGGCAGAGAUGCAUGGGCGGAUUCCUACACGGAACCAAAGAGAGCAGUAUGCCCUUGGUAUUGUCACACUUUUUCCAGCAUUGCGAGAUCCAUACUCAAAGAAGGGCUAUGUUAACCAAGACUUCACACUCCUCUUCAAUCCUGAAACAGCUAAUACAUUGCUGGAAAAGUGGGACACUGUAUUCAAACCAGGAAUCAUUGAGGAAGCCAUGGGCUUGACUUUAACUCCUGCUGUGCGUUCCCUCAUCUCAUCAGCAAGAAAACAGACAAUCGGUGAAGACAAUUGCAAAUGGGACAGUGACUUGGCCACUCUGCUUUUGCUCGUUCAUCUCCUUCCACCUCAACCGGGAGGCAAGAGAACUGCCAAAAUCAGUGCUGCUGAUGCUGCUGAUCGCCUUGUUGUGCAUCAUAAGUCUUGCAACAGCAUUGAUGAACAUGUUCAGCAAAGAGAAGGACAUCAGCCAUACCUCCUUGCUGUAGGAAGAAGCCAAGACCAGAUUGACAAUUUUUAUGUAGUCCUUGACAAAAAUCUCAUCCCCUGUCAGGUGGUUGGUUCCCUCAGUGCAUUCGACAAGCUUUUCAAAGCUCACUUUGUUUUUAAUUUAACAUAUGACAAUGCACUCAUAAACUUCUACACUUUCAUUCAAACAACCAUCUACAAAAUUGAUGUAGGCAAGAUGAGAGAGUCCCCAAGAAUAAAAGAGCUUCGCGCUAAACUACUGAAUGACUAAUAUUUGUAAAGCAGCUGAGAAUGCCAUCUUGUUUUAAAUGCAAAGCAUUAUAUACAUCUAGUCAGUCACUCAUUUCACAUUUAAGGUUCGAGCAUGCCUUUUAUCCCACUAUAAAAUUCAAGUUGAUUUGUGGACAAGAAACAUGCAUAAAACAAUUUAGCACUUAUUCUGGAUUUAGAAAACAUUUAGACACUAGUCAUCCAUCCCAGUACAUCCCUGAAAGCAUUGUGAAUGAAAAUAGACAUUUAUCUUCCAAAGACAAUACAUCAGAGACACCAUGUACUUUAGGUGAUGAGUCUGUAUUAGAUGCAGAGAAUCUUGACAAAAGUGAGUCUGGUUUUUCACCAGGUGAUGUGAAAAACAUGUGUGCAGAUAUUGUUGCAAAACUACAAGGAAGUGGUGCUUCCAGUAAUGUAGUAUCAUCAAUUGUUUGUGAUCUACAGGAAUUGGUAACUGAGAUACACUCUGAGAUUCAGCACAGAGUACUCUCUGCUUUUCAUGUGAACGAUUCUUUAAAGUCAGAAG